Amphibalanus amphitrite is the source of this 2535-nucleotide messenger RNA. RefSeq names its product protein spaetzle 3-like. Bases 389 to 1372 code for a protein of 327 amino acids. The transcript is spliced from 7 exons. The record is from RefSeq and is a predicted model, not a curated record. Gene Ontology annotation, molecular function: Toll binding; growth factor activity. Lineage: Eukaryota; Metazoa; Arthropoda; Thecostraca; Balanomorpha; Balanidae. Gene Ontology annotation, cellular component: extracellular region. Gene Ontology annotation, biological process: regulation of Toll signaling pathway; innate immune response; central nervous system formation.
CAGACCGACUCGCAGGCAGCCGGCCUGGAAGUCCCAGCGGCGUGGGUAUGUGGCCAGUCGCUCGCUGAUGCCACAGCCGGCCACACGCGCCCUGUCGCCGAUCCAAUGACCUGCGCUGACCUGCAGUGACCCGCAGUGACCUGUGGUGAUCUGUGGUGACCCGCAGUGACCUGCAGUGAUUGAAGAACUGCCGGCGAAGGACGCGUGAGGAGCAGGUGGUGUGCCGAGUUAAGAGUGAGAAGGAGUGGAGUGUGAGUGAGGACUACUACUCGAUCAACCGACAACACAAGACCUCGUCAACGCUACCAGUUUAGCCAAUAAAAUCACAAACGGCAAAUUCUCAAGCAGGCCAGUUCAGUGAACCCCACCGAAGCCUCGGAAAGAAGCCAUGGCGGGCAGUGCCGUCCAGUACAGCCAACUGGGCGACUUUGCCAGUUCAGCGGGCCAGUACCAACCCUACCCCUACAACAACCCCGCAUUCGCCAACGACCAGUACCCAAGCGCCAGCCUGCCGCAAGCUCAGGUCCACAACUUCAUCCAGUCGCCGCCGGCAGCGCCGCCCCGCGGACAAACCGCGAACCAGCCGCGCUUCGGCGAGCGCACGGUGGCGCGUCCUAGCGGCAGACGGAGGAAACAACAGCCCGCCCAGCGAGGACCGAUUGUGACCAAGGAUGGGGGCGAUUCUGUGGUGCCGCUCUACUCGUAUCAGACGCUGAAGAACAACACCGUAGUCCAGGUCCCGAUUUUCUGGACAGCGCUCAACAUCGCGCUGGGUUACCAGGUACAGGCCGACCAGGUCAUCCGAGGUCUGCCCUGCAUCAAACGACUGCGACAGCUCUUCUGUACUAAUGCCGGCAGCCAGUACCCCACGGACCGCAUCGAGUCAUUCAUCAACGAGAACAAGGCUCUGACCAGAAGAAUGUUUGGCACAUUCCCACCACCGCCACCCGAUCUUGGCAACGAGCCCUUCCCGCGCGCUAAGCGGUCGGCAGACAACGACACCAUGUCUGCCGUGGUGGCCGAGCUGAACAGACAGCGGCGGCAGGCGGUCCCCUCCCCUCCCGUCAUCGACAAGGGCAGCAAACACCUUGUGGACAGCUGCGAAUCGAAGGUGGAGAUCGUGACGCCAUAUUGGGCUGCCAACUCGGCUGGGGAAAUACGAGCCAUUGUGAACACCAAACACUUCCCGCAGGCCAUCCAUCAGGAGAUCUGCAAGGGCACCACCACCAGUCGAUGCACGGGAAACUGUCUCUGUGAGCAGAAAUACACCUACCACCGGCUGCUAUCGUAUGAUCCGGACAAUGACUGCAAAGGCAUCUUCAUCGAUUGGUUCCUGUUCCCAUCGUGCUGCGCGUGCCGCUGCCCGCCCUAAAGAGCCUCUGCGAGAGAGGAACCUCUUCCAGAGAGCUUCUGUUAGAGGGGGAACCUCUUUUAAAGAGCCUCUGCGAGAGAAGACUUUUAAAGAGCCUGUGAGGGAGCCUAUUAGACAGAGAAAGCCUCUCCAAAAGAGAAACUCUUGAAAAGAGGAAGCCUCUUCGCGGAGAUCCUCUUUCAGAGAGCCAGCUCUUCGAGUGGAAACCUCUUCAGGAGGAAGCCUUUUUCUAGAAGGCCUCUCCUAGAGUGCCUCUUCGGGGGAGGGCAUGCCACCUCUGCCGCUUGGUAGUGACGAGCAGUGGACAGAACUUUUCGGGCUGACAUGCCCAGAUGAACUGAUUUCCGUUGAUGCGGUGGUCAACGGCGAUUAUGCAGAUAUUGAUCGUGUUGUACGUGUGUCAUGGUUGUGUUUUUGAAGAAUUUAGACUCGUGUUCUGAUGGUGUGAGCCUUGCGGCUUGGAAUGCAAGAGCGAGCGAGUUCUCUCGACAUAUCUUCGGUGGUGGCUUCAUUCAUGAUGGGCAGACGACCUAAGAAUCGUGCGCGUUCACGCGGAGUCGCAUGCUACGGUGUAGGCGAAAUAAGUGGUGUAAUGCCAGCUGUACCUAUCCAGUGCUCUGCAGUACACUUCACGGUGUGUGUUUAAAUACCACACGAAGUUCUUCAAAAACACCGCAGAGAGUAUUAUGAGAUAAAACACGAACUGAGCGCCGGUCCUCUGGCCUUCUGUCGUCAUUGCGUCUGUUCUGACCUUGACAACAUCGCGCACGUUCCACUGUUUGAGCCACUAGCUAUCAGAACCUCGAUCUGUGAGUGGCUUAUCUCCUGUUAUCGGUCGCGUAGUGGCUGACGAUGAUCAGAAUAGAACAGCAUGCUAGACAAACUGGUGGUGGAGCGCCUUUCCGAUGCAUGUCUUUUGCGAAUGAUAGGGCCCAACAUGGAGAAAACGGCCUUUGGGAUGUCUUACAAGCGAUGAGGCAAACCAUGCUCUAGGUUUUUAAGUGGAAUGAGACAGGUCGGUAAAUGUGGUUUUUGCUGACGGUCAAGGUUGUAGUGCCUAGGUCAGGGUCACGGAUUAAGAUUGGGAUAGAGAUGCAUUGUGUACCUUCGUACUGGGCCGCGUUGUGACUGAGAUCUUGAACAAUUAUACAUUAUCAUUGCGA